This is a messenger RNA of Pseudonaja textilis, 736 nucleotides long. RefSeq names its product cytochrome P450 11B, mitochondrial-like. Gene Ontology annotation, cellular component: mitochondrial inner membrane. Gene Ontology annotation, biological process: glucocorticoid biosynthetic process; cholesterol metabolic process; cortisol metabolic process. The record is from RefSeq and is a predicted model, not a curated record. Gene Ontology annotation, molecular function: monooxygenase activity; iron ion binding; oxidoreductase activity, acting on paired donors, with incorporation or reduction of molecular oxygen. NCBI's taxonomy places the organism in Eukaryota, Metazoa, Chordata, Lepidosauria, Squamata, Elapidae.
AUGGGGGCAGGCCGCCGGCUGAGCCCCUGCUCCGCUCACCCCGGCCUUUCCCGGGCCCUCUCCCUGGCGCCCCCUGCUGUGGUGGCUAAGCUGAGCCCCCCCAAGGUGCAGCCCUUCGAGGCCAUCCCGCGCAACGGGCACAAUGCCUGGCUCAACCUCUUCCAGUUCUGGAGGACCAACGCUUUCCAGAACUUCCACCGCGUCAUGGACAGGAACUUCCAGCACCUGGGACCCAUCUACAGCUUUGACAUUGUCCGGAAAAGAGAAGCCGGACGCCUCCCCACCCGGGAGAGCCGAGGGGACGUAAUGGCCGUCCGUUCCUCCUCCUUCUCUUCCAGGCUCUACCCCGUGGGCAUCACCAUCCAGCGCUACCCUCUACGCGAUGUGGUGCUCCAGAAUUAUUGCGUGCCAGCUGGUACGCUGUGCCAGGUGGGGCUCUACUCCAUGGGCCGGAGCCCGGCGGUGUUCACGGAGCCCGAGCAGUACAGGCCGUCCCGCUGGCUGGGCAAGGAGGACCACAGCUUCAAGGCGCUGGCUUUCGGCUUCGGCUCCCGCCAGUGCAUCGGGCGCCGGCUGGCGGAGGCCGAGAUGGCGCUCUUCGUCAUGCACAUCUUGAAGAACUUCAAGAUUGACACCGUCUCCAAGGAGGACCUCCGGACCGUCUACAGCUUCAUCCUGAAGCCGGAGAAACCUCCUCGGCUCACCUUCCGCCCCAUCGACUAGGGGGCCUCCUGCC